AUGGGUGUUACUGGUCCUGUUUUGCAGCAUUCCUGUGCACACAAUAUUGACAGCUGCCCAGAAGGCAAUGGCAUCGGGACCAUAGCCAUCACCUGGGAUGCCAAAUAUCUGGCAACCAUCUCCGAUGCUGAAAUCCAGGACGUUUGCAUCUGGAGGUGGACCUUAGCCGUGGAAAUGCCAACAUGUACCCUCAACCUCCUCAAAGAGUAUGGUGUUCAGAACUAUCUUACUAUUAAUCCAACAAAUAAUAAAGAAUUGGUGAGCAACAGUAAAACACAGGCAAUAUAUUAUUUGUGGUAUGAAGAGGGAGAUAUACUUGCUCACAGGGCCCCACAUUUAACAGAAAAAGUGAGUAAUGCUUCCUGCAUUUUUAUAUGUCAGAUGUUGUAGAGAGUAAAUAUGUGUAAGCUUAAUCACUUCGGGCUACUCUUUGUUUGUCUUGAUAGUACACCAUGGGCAAAUUAUUUGACAUUUUUACUUGGGUCCUUUACUGUAUUGAAUUGUCAGCUGAAAAUAAUGGAACUAUUGUUCAAAAUAAAAUAUU
Messenger RNA from Lutra lutra (Eurasian river otter), 544 nucleotides. Its product is annotated as cilia- and flagella-associated protein 251-like. Lineage: Eukaryota; Metazoa; Chordata; Mammalia; Carnivora; Mustelidae. The transcript has 4 exons. The record is from RefSeq and is a predicted model, not a curated record. Bases 1 to 390 code for a protein of 129 amino acids.